UCUUUUUUGAUAUACCUGCAUUUUCACUGUGUUGUUGGCGAUACGUUUUAUUUUCCAUUACAUUUGACAGACUUGCAAUUCGGGUCACUCACGAAUUGCUAAGUUUUUCAUUUAUUUUCGCUGGUCGUUCUUCAAAAAAUUAUAGUCUUCGUGUUUUAGGAUUUAAACACACGGCAAGACAUAUUGUAGAACGCCAGCGAAUUUGGGUUAUAGUUCACUCAUCAAAAAUGGCUAACAUCACAAAAAAUCGUAAAAACAUCGAGCCACCACGGCCUUUGAAAUCAGCUCAAAAAUCUACUAUGAGCACACAGGAUAAUCAAGUGACAGAUGAAUAUCUUAUAUCAUUUGCUGAAACACUAUCGAACACUAUAUUAACGAAUCCUACGGAUCAAAGUUCACUUUGUGAGUUGAUGUGGCUGAGUAAUCAACUAAAGUUGCGUGGCCCCAUAUUAGAAGUGAAUUAUGGAGAUUCUCUGGAUAAAAUAUUUUUUAUGUUUCGAAACGUAUUACAAUUCGAUAAUCUGAAUUAUAAUAUUCGCUUGCCUUUAUUGCAAUUGGUAGAAUUAAGAGCAAACCGAUGGAAAUGUACAGAUGGAGUUAAUUCUUAUUAUCGGCCUAAAGUUUCAAAAAUUCAAGAGACAUCACCUAUAGAGCCAGUAAUUCUCAGUACUUCACCAGAACCAUUUAGCAAUAUAGCUCCUGGUCAGCAAUUAUUAGAACAAGGUGAAGUAGUACGAGCUUCUGGAAAAUAUAAUAAACCCACAAAGAUACAGGGCAAGAAUUAUUUUAAAGAUGAAGUUGUAAUAAGAAAUGCAGAUUCGGGAAAAGUAAUGGGAAUCAAAGGGAGAAGAGUCCAUAUGAUUGAAGAAUUAAGUGAGACGAUAAUUUCCUUUCAAAGAGUUAAUCCAGGAGCGAAAGAAAGACUAGUCCAGAUUACAGGACCAUCAGAGGAAAAAAUUAACUAUGGCAAGCAAUUGAUAGAAGAAACGAUUCGCCGCAAUGCAUCUCCUGUCCGAUCACCUGAAUGUAUUGCACUACUUGGAGGCGGUGAUUAUGAACCUGAUCCGGAUGUAAGAAAUUCCAUUAUGGCUAAUCAGGAUGACAAUACUUAUGAAUAUUCACGAAAUCGUUCUGCUAGUGAAUGUGCACCUGAGGAAUUUAAAUACUCUGUUAUUAUCGGAAAUGAAGUUAUCAAAAUCACAGGAACAUGUCUCAAUUAUGUUACUGCUGCCAAAUUAGAGCUGGAUAAAUUCUUUUCUAAUACAUAUUUUGAAACUGCAAAUAAAAAUAAUGUAGAAAAUGGCGAAGUUUUCCUUACUGCCAAAUCUGAUAUGAUAGAUGAAAUUACUGAUGGCUUUGGAAAUGGAUUUACUAUUUCCGAAGAAGCGCCAAGCAAACCCAUUGAAAGAAGAAAAUAUUUUCAUAGAAAGUCCUCCGAGUUUAAAGACUAUCCAGAACCAAGUGUCAAUAAUGGACUUCAUAAAUAUAGUCAUGAGACUUUAGUAAAUCUUUCCAAAACUCCUCUCUCUCGAAUUGCGCCUAAAAGUUUAGAUGUGAUGUCUCAAAACAAUAUUAAUCGCGCAACUAAGACUGGUGAAACCUUUGAUGCGGCUGCUUACUUCGCACAGGAGAAAGAUUGCCCUCAAACUACAGUGAUCAGUGCUUCAGAUGUUAAAGCAGAAUCUCCUGAUCCAGAAUAAAUAUAUUUAUGUAUUGCUGAAGGGCAGUAUUUUAUAUAUAAU
Molecule: messenger RNA, 1742 nt
Organism: Ctenocephalides felis (cat flea)
Lineage: Eukaryota; Metazoa; Arthropoda; Insecta; Siphonaptera; Pulicidae
Product: eukaryotic translation initiation factor 4E-binding protein Mextli-like
Exons: 12
Coding region: 228-1700 (490 amino acids)
Biological process (GO): regulation of formation of translation initiation ternary complex; positive regulation of translation
Cellular component (GO): cytoplasm; RNA cap binding complex
Molecular function (GO): eukaryotic initiation factor 4E binding; RNA binding; translation initiation factor activity
Source: RefSeq, a predicted model, not a curated record